Arabidopsis thaliana (thale cress) is the source of this 1153-nucleotide messenger RNA. RefSeq lists its product as uncharacterized. Lineage: Eukaryota; Viridiplantae; Streptophyta; Magnoliopsida; Brassicales; Brassicaceae. The coding region runs from base 306 to 770 and encodes 154 amino acids. The record is from RefSeq and is marked reviewed. The transcript has a single exon.
AUUUCAUUCAGUCAUGUCUCAUCGAUGGUCCAUUAUCAGUUGUUAGGCCAAAAGCUAUACUAUCCUAUUCUUAUAAUUUAUUGUUAACUAUUAUUAUCAUCAUCAAUAUCAUCAUAUCACAUUACAUAUGAUCACAUGAUUGGUCGUGUAGUGUGGGGGGACAUCUUCUCUCAUACGCCAAUAUGCCUAAUUAAUUAAUUAACCUUUCUCUAUAUAUAAGACGUUAGUUUUGGCUCAAGCCAUAACAUAUUUCCAAAGUUAUAUACUAUAUUUGAUCUUCUUGAACUCUUUCUCUCUUCUCACAAAUGGCGUCUACGCAAUAUGGUUUUGAACAUCAAGGCGGCAUGGAGAUUAUCAACGAUGAGCUUAUCUUGUCGUUUUUGGAAGAAGAAUCGCCCGUCGAAAAUCAUAGUAGCAUCAACAAAGAGGAAGAAGAGAAACUAAACCGUGUGAUUAGGUCGCUAGAAGUGGAGAUCAACAUGAGUUCUCCAACCAUAGAAGCUAGGAAAAUGAAUAUGCAACAGACGAUAUCCGGUCUUGAAGAUGAUUUUGGGUGGCUUAACGACUUUGAUAUUGGUAUGAUUUCGUUGCAAAAUGAUGAUGAGAUGAUGAAUUGGUGUACGGAACUUUCUUACAUGGAUGGUGUGGUAGAUAGUGGUGUUCUUGAGAUUGAAGGUGGUGAUUAUUAUUCUCAUAUUAACUAUGCACUCACAUUUGAGGAACCAACUCUUUCUCUAUGGCAAGAGAAUAAUGAUGUAGUUAUGUAUUGAUUGAUUUCGUGAAGUCAUAAUAUAACAAAGGCUGUUUCGUAAUCCGUUAACCCCCAAAAAAAGAAGGAAUAAGAGGCUGUUUCAUUAAUCUUUAACAAAUUAAAAGGAAAGAAGAAAGGGAGGCUGUUUUAAUCAGUUAUCUAAUCUUUUAAAUUUUAUGUAUGUAUUCGUAAAUGUUAUGUAUGUUGACGUUACAUGUUUUUAUAUAUAUAUAUAUAUAUUAUGAUUGUUGAGAAAGCAAUACCAAUAUACAUAGAAUUAUUUUAAAAGAUUCUCGUGAUUAUCAAGACUAGCAUGCAUCAAGAUGUAACUGUAGCGGCCGGAUGCAAACAUAUGAAAGUUCAAAUGUUUUUUGUUUUUUGUUUUUAAUGAUUAAUGUUUUU